Molecule: messenger RNA, 3537 nt
Organism: Dioscorea cayenensis subsp. rotundata (Guinea yam)
Lineage: Eukaryota; Viridiplantae; Streptophyta; Magnoliopsida; Dioscoreales; Dioscoreaceae
Product: receptor-like protein EIX2
Exons: 3
Coding region: 1-3537 (1178 amino acids)
Molecular function (GO): protein binding
Source: RefSeq, a predicted model, not a curated record
AUGGAAUCUGCUGGCUGCAAGGCAUCGUCACCACUCAUAUUCCUUUUCCCACAACAACAAGUAUUGUUCCUAUUAUCAUUAUUAUGUCUUGCUUUGAUAUUGCCCUUCAUCACUAGCAGUGCUACUACUAGCACUAGUAAUAUUACUAGUAGAGACUGCAUCAAGGAGGAACGAGACGCCCUCCUCACAUUCAAAGCCCAAAUGACAUAUCACAAGAUUUAUCCCAUCUCGUCAUGGGGUGAUCAAACUGAUGAAUGCUGCCACUGGGAUGGCGUGCGCUGUGACAACAAUUCUGGUCACGUCGUCCGCCUUGACCUCAAAGGCGCUCUUGAUUGGGGCCUGAGAGGCAACAUUAGUCAAUCUCUUCUUGUCCUCCAGCACCUCACAUACCUUGAUCUUAGUGACAAUUUCUUUGUCAAUUUCUCCAUCCCAAAAUUAUUGGGUUUGUUGGAGAACCUGGUUUAUCUCGACCUCCGCUACUCGGGCUUCACUGGUGUCAUACCUCACGAGCUCGGUAAUCUCACAAGGCCGCGUUACCUCAACCUAGAUGCUGAGGAAGGACGUGGUUAUAGCAAAGUUGAUGAUGCUGAAUGGCUAUCUGGUCUAUCUUCUUUGGAAUACCUGUUUAUGGAUCAUGUCAACUUUUCUGGUGUGGACAAUGUUAUGCAAUCACUCAACAAGCUUCAACAUUUAAAAGAGGUUUAUUUAUUUGAAUGCAGCAUGAACAUCAUCUCUGAGUCUCUCCCAUAUCUCAACUUCACCUCCCUUGUUGUCAUGGAUAUCAGCUCCAACAUGUUCGGCAACACUAGCAUCCCAGAAUGGCUCUUUAGAAUGCCCAGCCUAUGUGAUCUCAACAUGUACUCCACUGGGUUGGCCGGCUCCAUCCCUUCUUCUGUUGGAAACGCAAGUUCUCUUCAAUUUCUGGAUUUGCGCGGCAAUGAAGGAAUUUCUGGUGAUAUGCCAAGAGGAUUUGGUAAUCUCUGCAAUCUCCAGGGGCUCUACUUGGAUGGCACUUUUGUGGGGAAGAGCUUGAAUGAAUUCAGAGAUGCAUUCUCUAGAUGCAUCAACCUAAAUUUGAAUGUGCUUUAUUUUCGAAAUAGCUCACUACAGGGUCCUUUGCCAGAUUGGUUGGGUGAACUCAUAAAUCUCACUUCUCUUGAUCUUUCUACAAAUAACCUUCACAGCUCCAUUCCUGCACCUAUUGGCAAACUGUCACAACUGCAAGAAUUGUAUCUUUAUAGCAAUGCAUUAAAUGGCUUCAUCCCUAAAUCCCUGGGAAGACUCUCAAGCUUGCAACAUUUGGAUCUUCGGGAUAAUGCUUUAAAUGGCUCCAUCCCUGCAUCCCUUGGAAGACUCUCAGGAUUGCAAUAUUUGGAUCUUGCAGCAAAUGCAUUAAUUGGCUCCAUACCUGCAUCUCUGGGAAGACUCUCAAGAUUGCAAUAUUUGUCUCUUAGCGACAAUGCAUUAAAUGGCUCAGUCCCUGCAUCUCUGGGAAACCUCUCGGAACUACAAUAUUUGCUUCUUGGAGGUAAUGAACUAAAUGGUCCUGCCCCAGAAAAUUUGUCGCAACUCUCAAAUUUGAUUACAUUCGAUCUUAGUAACAACUUCAACUACAACUCUGUUAUCACCGAAACUCACUUGGCCCAUCUCACAAGCCUCAAAUACCUAAUCCUUGACUAUACCAAUUUGGCACUCAAUAUUAGCACUAAUUGGAUUCCAGUGUUUCAGGCUUUCGAAGUAAACCUACAUCAUGGUCAGGUUGGGCCGAAAUUUCCACUUUGGCUAGCCAACCAAGUGACUCUUAAACAUCUGGUCCUAUCCAAUACUGGAAUCAAGGAUUCAAUACCUGAUUGGUUCUGGAACAACACACACAUUCUCAGCUUCUUAGAUCUCAGCAACAAUGAGAUCAACGGACAGCUGCCUCAACGUUUACAAGCUGGAGAAUAUAGUUUGAGAAUAUUUCUUAGUUCCAAUUGCUUUGAGGGAUCUAUUCCUUAUUUUUCUCCUAUGGUUGGUGCACUGGACUUGAGCAAUAACUCUUUUUCAGGAAUGAUUCCCUCAAAUCUUGGAAACUUUGGAGGAAUAAGACCUCAGCUCACUUUCCUUUCUUUAUCUUCAAACAAUUUAUCCGGUGGUAUUCCGAACUCUCUUUGUAAUUUGGUGGACCUUGUGUUAUUGGACUUCUCCAACAAUCAUUUGGAAGGACCAAUCCCAAAUUGUUGGAACAAUUUGACGCACCUAAGAUACCUCAUCUUGGCAAACAACUCACUAGCAGAUCUUUCCCACAACUUAUUUACUGGAAGCAUACCACCAUCAUAUGGCAACUUCACAAGCAUGAUAAAUUCUAGUAUGCAUGGUGGAGCAAAGUUUUCCAUUAAAAUAUCAGAAGUGCUUGUGGUUAUGAUUACCGUGUCAACAAAAGGAAUGGAACUCCAAUUUGGAGUCACUCUUUCAUCUCUCAAAUUUAUAGAUCUCUCUGCAAAUAAUCUGUCAGGCCAAAUCCCAAAAGAAAUAGUCAACCUAGUUGGAUUACAAAAUUUGGAUUUAUCAUGUAAUAAUUUGUCAGGUGAGAUCCCGGAUGAUAUUGGUCUAAUGCAAUCAUUGGAAUCUCUCGAUCUCUCUAGAAAUAAGCUCAUCGGACCAAUUCCUCCUAGUCUUUCUACAUUACAUUUUUUAGAAAGCUUAAAUCUAUCACACAAUAACUUAUGUGGAAAAAUCCCAUAUUGUAGCCAAUUGACCACUUUCAAUGAUCCAUCUAUUUAUGCUGGUAAUAUUAAUCUUUGUGGAGCUCCUCUAAGUAAGAAUUGCACAAGUGAUGAGCCAAAAUCAAAUAGCCAUGUUGAUGAUCAAGAAGAUGAAGAUGAUAAAGAUGAUCUGCCUAUUUGGUUUUACAUUGGUUUGAUGUCAGGAUUUGUUAUUGGGUUUUGGAUAACUAGGUUUUUCUCCGGCCAUCUUCUCCGGCCAUCUCUCCGACCAUCUCUCCGGCCAGUCCCUUCCUUUUUCCUUCUUUUUUUCUUAUACCUCUUCUUUUUCCAUCCCCUCAUUCAUACAUUAAAAAUUCUGCGAGCCCUCGACUCCACAAACCCAGCCCGUGCCCCGGCUCCGCCCCUCCCCAGCUCGGCCCCCCACCCGUCCCCAGUGGUGCCCCCACCGCGACCCCGGCCGUGCCCCCGACCCGGCCGCCACCCGGCCUCCCCGCCUCCCCAUCUCGCGUCCCCCACCUGCCGCGCCCCGGCUCCGCCCCCUCCCAGCUCGGCCCCCACCCGCGUCCCCCAGCCUGCGCCCCGGCUCCGCGACCCGGCCGCCCGUCGCCCGCGCACGCGCCUCGAUCAGCGCGCCCAGGCCCGAGCCUCUGACAGCGCGCGGCUCCAGCCUCGCCGCCGCUCACGCUCCAGCAUCUCGCCGCCGCACGCCCGGCUCCAGCCUCCCGCCGCCACGCCCCCAGCUCCCGCCACUCGCCGGAAGAUGAUGCUGGUCGCCGUCGCUCGCCGGAAGAUGAUGUUCAGCCGACCAGCCAUCUCUUCUCAAAUUCCUUGA